CAUCUUGACAAAGUUCCGGUACAGCAGGAGGGGCUUCCUCAGAUGAUUUCCGUUGUAGCCUAUGUUUUUUGACAGUCAGUGACGAUUGACGGGAGUCCAUCAGCUCAGUAGCCAUUGAUGGACCACCCCUAUGAAGAAACAGGGUCACAAUGGGACAGAGUACCUCGGAACAAGAGGUCCAAGGAGACAACCCUGAGGACGGGUUUAAUAACAUCAAGACAUUUGUGGAGGAGGAACUACAGACAAGCAUGAUGGUGGGCGUGGUGAUUGGUGCGGGCAUAGCCAUAGUCCUCAUCGCCAUCCUCAUCUUCUUCAUCUUGCGGAGGAUGAAGCGUCAAAACAUCGAAGCUCAGGAGGCACCCAAAUACAGAUUUCGCAAGAGGGACAAAGUCAUGUUCUAUGGGCGAAAGAUCAUGCGCAAAGUCUCACAGUCUACCUCUUCUCUGGUGGGUACAUCCUCCUCCUCUCGGCCACGCCUAAAGAAGAAGCAGAAGAUGCUCAACAUUGCCAAAAAGAUCCUGCGCUUUAAGAAGGAGGUGCCCAUCCUGCAGGCCAAGGAGCCCCCUCCCUCAGUGCUCGAGGCUGACCUCACCGAAUUUGAUGUUGCCAACUCCCACCUACCCUCUGAGGUGCUCUACAUGCUCAAAAAUGUCCGUGUGCUGGGUCACUUUGAGAAGCCCCUCUUCCUGGAGCUGUGUAAACACAUGGUGUUUGUGCAGUUCCAACAAGGGGAGUACGUCUUCCGGCCGGGCCUGCCUGACAGCAGCAUCUACGUGGUUCAGGAUGGAAAACUAGAAUUGUGCCUUACUGGAAUUGAUGGCAAAGAAAGUGUUGUGAAGGAGGUUUACCCAGGAGACAGUGUCCACAGCCUCCUCAGCAUCCUGGAUGUCAUCACGGGCCACCAGAAGCCUUACAGAACUGUGUCGGCACGGGCUGCAGAGGUUUCCACUGUUCUCCGUUUACCUGUAGAGGCUUUCCUCUCUAUAUUUGAGAAGUACCCCGAAAGCCUGGUUCGGGUAGUACAGAUUAUCAUGGUUCGUCUCCAAAGAGUGACAGUCUUAGCCCUGCACAACUACCUGGGGCUCACCAAUGAACUCUUCAGCCAUGAGAUGCAGCCCUCACGUCUGCCACCUCCGUCUCCCCACCCAAGCCGCACCAGUCCCACCCGGCAUGGCAAACGUUUUGGCAGCCUGACCGUUACAGAGGAGCAUCGGGAAGCCGCCAUUAAGGGUGAAGCUACAGGAGGAGAACAAGGGAAGGAUGGAGCAACAGUGCCAACUCUUAGCAGGGCUAUCUCCAUGCCUGCGGACAUUGCUGGGAUGCAGAAAAGUCUUAGAUCGGACUUUGACAUGGCUUACGAAAGGGGACGGAUCUCUGUCUCUGCAGAGGAUGGAAACACUCCUACGUUUACUAAGUCUGUAUGUCAAGACCAGCGGGAGCGGAGGGUGACAGUAGAUGAGGUUCCCUCAGGGAUUUAUCUGUAUCCGGAGGAAGAGUCGGGAGGGGACAAUAUCUCCACACCUGUGUCCAGUCGAUCCAAUGCUGCUUUGUUUGAGGAAGCUCAAAAAGAGAUCCUCAAACUCAUGAAGAUUGAGGACCCAUCCUUGUUAAAUGGGAAAGUGACUCUGCACCAUGCAAAAGCUGGAGCUGUCUUAGCAAGACAGGGUGAUCAGGAUGUGAGUCUACACUUUGUCCUUUCUGGUUGUCUGCACGUCUACCAGCGGAUGAUUGACAAGCAGGAAGCCGUCUGCUUGUUUGUGACCCACACGGGGGAGAUGGUGGGCCAGCUCGCUGUGCUCACCGGAGAGCCCCUCAUCUUCACCAUCAAGGCCGUCCGAGACUGUACUUACCUCAAGAUCUCAAAGUCAGAUUUCUACGAGAUCAUGAGGGAACAGCCCAGUGUGGUGCUGAGUGCUGCUCACACGGUGGCCGUCCGCAUGUCCCCUUUUGUCAGGCAGAUGGACUUUGCUAUUGACUGGAUGGCUGUGGAGGCUGGCAGAGCCCUCUACAGACAGGACGACCAGUCAGACUGCACCUACAUUGUUCUGAAUGGACGUCUACGUUCAGUCAUCCGCAAGACAAAUGGCAAAAAAGAACUAGUUGGGGAAUACGGCAGAGGAGACCUCAUCGGGGUGGUGGAGGCCUUGACCAGACAGCCAAGGGCCACCACCGUCCACGCUGUGAGAGACACAGAGCUGGUCAAACUGCCCGAGGGAACACUCAACAACAUCAAAAGACGAUAUCCCCAGGUGGUGACGAGAUUGAUCCACUUGUUAGGCCAGAAGAUUCUGGGAAACCUGCAGCAGGGUCGCGGGCCCUUCUCAGGGUCGGCCCUGGGUCUGCCCAGCGUGACAGCCAGCACUGAUGUCACCAACCCUGCCAGCAACCUCUCCACUGUGGCUGUCCUGCCUGUAUGUGAUGAGGUGCCCAUCAAUGCAUUCAACAUGGAACUCAGCCAUGCCCUCAGUGCCAUUGGGCCCACUCUGCUUUUAACCAGCGAAAUAAUCAAAGAGCGACUGGGUGCCUGUGCUUUGGACUGUAUCCAUGAGUACCGUCUCUCCGGCUGGCUGGCCCAGCAGGAGGAUAUCAAUCGGAUUGUCCUGUACCAGACUGACAACAGCAUGACCCCGUGGACUCAGCGCUGCAUUCGCCAGGCUGACUGCAUCCUCAUCGUCGGCCUGGGGGACCAGGAACCUGCCCUUGGAGAGUUGGAGCAGAUGCUGGAGAACACAGCAGUUCGGGCUCUGAAACAGCUGGUCCUUCUGCACAAAGAAGAUGGGCCUGGCCCCUCCAGGACGGUCGAGUGGCUCAACAUGCGUAGCUGGUGCUCCGGGCAUCUCCAUCUCAAGUGUCCCCGCAGGGUCUUCUCCAGACGCAGCCCCAGCAAAAUAAGGGAUGUAUAUGAGAAGGUGUUUGAGAAAACGGCGGACAGGCACAGUGAUUUCUCUCGGCUGGCCCGAGUCCUGACAGGAAACAGCAUCGCCGUGGUGCUGGGAGGAGGUGGAGCCAGAGGCUGCUCUCAUGUGGGUGUGAUCAAAGCUAUGGAGGAAGCGGGGAUUCCUAUUGACAUAGUGGGUGGGACCUCAAUUGGCUCAUUCAUUGGCGCUCUGUAUGCUGAGGAGAGGAGUGCCGUCAGAACCAAACAGAGAGCUAGAGAGUGGUCCAAGGCAAUGAACUCAGUAUUCAAAACAGUCCUGGACCUGACCUAUCCCAUCACCUCCAUGUUCUCGGGUUCUGCCUUCAACACUAGCAUCUAUAAAGUAUUCCAGGACAAGCAAGCUGAGGACCUAUGGCUGCCAUAUUUCAACGUCACCACUGACAUCACAGCCUCUGCCAUGCGUGUUCACCAAGAUGGUUGCGUCUGGCGAUAUGUUAGAGCCAGCGCCUCCUACACCCCCUAUUUACCUCCCCUGUGCGACCCCAAGGAUGGCCACUUGCUUGUGGAUGGUUGCUAUGUUAACAAUGUCCCAGGCUCUCUGUGGCGCUAUGUGCGGGCGAGCAUGACCCUCUCGGGGUACCUGCCGCCUCUCUGCGACCCCAAAGAUGGCAACUUGCUAAUGGACGGUGGCUACAUCAACAACCUGCCAGCGGACAUUGCAAGGAACAUGGGCGCCAGAACAGUCAUUGCCAUCGACGUGGGUAGCCAAGAUGAGACAGACCUCUGUAACUAUGGUGACAGCCUUUCUGGCUGGUGGUUGCUGUGGAAACGAAUCAAUCCCUGGGCUGAGAAAGUAAAGGUUCCAGACAUGGCAGAGAUCCAGUCUCGGUUGGCCUAUGUCUCUUGUGUGCGGCAGUUAGAGGUGGUAAAGAAGAGUGCUUACUGUGAGUACAUCAGACCGCCCAUCGACCGCUUCAAGACCAUGGACUUUGGCAAAUUUGACGAGAUCUAUGAUGUGGGCUACCAGCACGGAAAGUUGCUGUUUACUGGCUGGGCGCGAGGUGACAUUAUCGAGAACAUGUUGAAGGACCACCGCUCAGCCGACUACAAUGACAGCAAGAGAACUGACUCCGGCACAGGAGCAGACUUCACUGACCUUGCAGAGAUUGUUUCCAGGAUAGAGCCAGUCCAAAGCUACGUAGCUGCAGAAGCAGACGAGUCAGACUGUCUGACAGAGAAUGAGGAAGACGGGAUGGACACGGUGAGAGAGGAGGAAGGGGAGGAAGAGGAGGAGGAGGAGGCAGAGGACACUGAGGAUCACUCCCCUGGAGAGUGGGGCCAGAAUGGAGUCUUUCAGACUGAUGAGGAGAAAUGUGUGAGAAAACGCAGGAAACUCACCAGUGAUUCCAACACCUCCGAAGUCUCUGACUGUUGACAGAGGGCCUAUGAGGAGUAGAGGGACUUUAAACAAGACCAAGGGCCAAAUAACGGGUCCAUAAACUGCCAAGUCAAGAAACUUGGACGCUCAGCUCCUGCAACUUGUGAAACUCUGAAACACUGGUUUGGUUUUUCUGCAGGAAAUCACCGUUCAUGCCCUAAAUAGUUGAACCUUCUUUGCAUCAUGUGGCUUCCUCGUCGCACUCACACUGGCUUCACAGUCAAGAAUGACCAUGGUUUUGAAUGAGAACGGUCUUUUAAUGUUUACCCCACCCAGCAGUUUCUCUCAUCACUUUCACACCCAACUGACACAUUGCCAGAAUCCCUGCCUGCCAACUCCUAAACCUGCCAAAACUGGGACUCCUCUAGCAACCUACACAA
Etheostoma cragini (Arkansas darter) is the source of this 4696-nucleotide messenger RNA. It is a transcript of the gene pnpla6, whose product is annotated as patatin-like phospholipase domain containing 6. The transcript has 37 exons. The coding region runs from base 150 to 4313 and encodes 1387 amino acids. Lineage: Eukaryota; Metazoa; Chordata; Actinopteri; Perciformes; Percidae. The record is from RefSeq and is a predicted model, not a curated record. Gene Ontology annotation, molecular function: phosphatidylcholine lysophospholipase A1 activity. Gene Ontology annotation, biological process: phosphatidylcholine metabolic process. Gene Ontology annotation, cellular component: endoplasmic reticulum.